UCCUUCUCCCUUACCUAACAUUAGUGGGUGUCGCCCGCAAAGUAAUGAUCACAAUAAUUUCUUGGGGCCUGGGGUCAGAAAAAGCCAGCAAUCAGCGACCCAGAACAAAAGAAAUGGCCAGCAAAAGUGUAUUAUGAGCUAAAAAAAAGGCCCUAGAGAGCCUGCUAUGGAGGCUAGUGUUACCCCUACAAAGAUAAGCUAUGAUCUCGAGCAAUUUAGUCUAUUUAGUCGAUGGACACUCGAAAAUCUGAUGUUUUGUUAAUUUGAGAUGUAUCACAUGUCGGACAACAGUGACGGCCGGGGUGCCUUUGCUGCAAAGUGUACUUUGUUCUGUUUGUUACGUCAGGGUCAUGAAUUCAAAAGCGUGCGUAACCAAAGAUGCUUCCGCCAUGACCUUGUUGAGCGCAACCGCAUUACGUGAUCGGCGUACAAAAUUUUGCAGGUGCCGUUACAUUAGCCGGGAUUAGGUAGACAACUUGAUCCCUCCAAUGUCUGCUCACAGCGUUGUCGUCAAGGUUUAGUACCGUUUUAGAAUAACAACCAUCCUGUUCGUCACAUCUGGGCUGUCUGGUGGAUCUUCGACAUACAUUUCUCAGCCUUGUUUCGGACGCUCAACCGUGUCGAACAUUUCAACAUGGCGGAAUCGAAACUUCUGAAUCGGCUCUCAGAAGACUUCCUCGAGUGUCAGAUCUGCCUGCAGCCCUACCGCCGGCCCAAGGUACUGUCUUGCCUUCAUUCCUUCUGCCAGCAGUGUCUUAAAGAGCUUUUGAAGAAACAAAAGGUCAAAACCGAGCUAGAUUGCCCCACCUGUCGCAGGAAGACUUUACUUCCGGGUGGCGGGGUCGCGGAAUUGAAAGAUAAUUUCUUCGUGGAGAGCCUGAAGGACACGGUUGACGUCCACAAGAAGCUGACUAAUGAAGGAGAGAGUCUGGUCUGUGGUAGCUGUGAGACCAAGUCAGGGGCGGAGUCAUUCUGUACGGAAUGUGGUGAGAUUUUGUGUGACGAAUGUGUAGCAAUUCACCGUCGUCUAAAGGUCACUAGAGGUCACCAGGUGAUCGGCGUAGAGCAGCUCAAGGCCGAAUCCGACACCGUUAAGAUCAAGCCUCGUCCCCUGCCACCGUGUAGGAUCCACUCACAGGAGACUCUGAAGUUGUUCUGCGUCGACUGUAGCGAGGCUAUUUGUCAGGUAUGCACCGUUCUGUCACACAAAGAUCACAAGUACGAGUAUUUCACCGACACAGCUGCGAAGGCAAAAGAAGACAUACGCGCUCUUCUUGCGAAAACAGAGAAGAAAAUGCUGGAUCUUAAGAAUGCUGAUCAACAGGCGAAAGCACAGAAGACCGAUCUCGAGAAAAAUGUCUCCGAAACUAGUGAAAAGAUCAAGAGGAAAGCAGAGAAAACUAGGAAGGAGUUAGUUGCCCUUGUCAAUCAACAAGAGACCGAGUUACUGAGUUAUGUAAACACAGUGAGCCAGACCAGGAGUAAGGAGUUCUCCACCACUAUAGAAGAGAUAGAAACGACGACUGUGGCGUUAGAGAGCGCGGCAGAGUUCGGACGGAACAUCGUGGAUCACGGAUCGGAGUUUGACAUCAUGGCGGUCAGCGGAGACGUGAACAGCAGACUAAAGAAACUGUUACAGGUAGAGCUUACCAACAUUACAGAUGAAUUACCUGCGAAGGCUUACAUCGCUUUUGAGGAGAAGGAGACGUCAAACAAGUUGAAGCCUUGCAUGGGAGAAGUCAAGACAACGCAGGAUUCAGGUUUCCGUACUGCCCGUUUCACGACCCUCGGUACCACCGGCCGUCUGGGCCCGACCAGCCUGGGGACCCACUACCGCGGACAGGACCACGAGGGGCUGGUGCAGCUGAAGGACGGGAUUCAGUACUUCACUGUACCGUAUACUGGGCAGUACAGGGUAGAGGCGGCAGGUUCUGCUGCCGGUUGGGGUGUAAACGAUCCCAAGUCCGCCAGAGGGCGUGGUGCGGUAGUCAGGGGGACCUUUCAACUGCAGAAAGGUGAAGUGUUGAAGAUACUUGUCGGCCAAGAGGGAGGGGAGAACAAGCACAGCGGUGGGGUCGGUGGUGGAGGCGGAACCUUCGUCACCAAGACGGACAACACGCCGCUGAUCGUGGCGGGUGGUGCGGGGGGAGGGCAAAACAUGAGAAAAAAGAACUCCAACAGUGACGGUACAACCAUGACAACAGGGCAGCGCAGCGCAGGUGGAUGCCCUAAUUUUGGAGGAGGUACUGACGGAAAAGGCGCCACAGAAGGGUGUGCUGACCAUGUAGGUGGGGGAGGCGGGGGGCUCCUAACGGACGGCGCGAGCGGGAAAGUUCACUUUGGUGGCACUGAUGGAAAUUAUGGGGGUGAGGGUGGGAAGGCUUUCGUGAACGGUGGAGUGGGUGGGAGGGGGGUGUUAAACAAUGCAGAGGGCGGGUUUGGAGGAGGGGGAGGGAGUUACGGCCGGGGAGGUGGGGAAGGAGGAGGGGGUGGGUACUCAGGAGGAGGGAGGGGGGGAAAACCACGUGGUGCCUGUGGCGGUGGAGGUGGCUCCUAUAACUCAGGAUCAGACACUAGUGGUGAAGGAGGGACCAAUGACGGGGCGGGCUGA
This is a messenger RNA of Branchiostoma floridae (Florida lancelet), 2611 nucleotides long. RefSeq names its product keratin, type I cytoskeletal 9-like. The transcript has 5 exons. The record is from RefSeq and is a predicted model, not a curated record. Lineage: Eukaryota; Metazoa; Chordata; Leptocardii; Amphioxiformes; Branchiostomatidae. Gene Ontology annotation, molecular function: zinc ion binding. Bases 635 to 2611 code for a protein of 658 amino acids.